AUGUCGUCUGCUGCUGCUGGGAGCAUGCUCAACGCGUAUUUGCGGCAGCGCGAGUUGUACGACUUUGUCAGGAAGGCGAGUGGAUCGCACAACAUGAGCAGCGCGCAGAUUGGCGAUGCAGACGCGCAGGCGAUCGCCGCGGCACUCAAAGUCAACACGACGCUGACCGAGAUCAACCUGGGUGGGAAUCAGAUUGGCGCUGCUGGAGCUCAAGCAAUAGCGGAGGCACUCAAGGCGAACAGGGCGCUGAAGAAGCUUGCUCUGGGCCGAAAUCAGAUUGGCGAUGCUGGUGCAGAGGCAAUCGCUGAAGCACUCAAAGUGAACACGACGCUGACGAACAUUUAUUUGAGCAAGAAUCACAUUGGCCAAGUUGGCGCUCAAGCAAUUGCAGAGGCUCUCAAAAAGGGCUCACCGCGGGUCAGUCUGAGUGAAAACCAGAUUGGCGAUGCUGGCGCUCUGGCGAUUGCGGCGGCACUCAAAGUCAACACGACGGUGACUGAAGUCGGCUUGGGCAUGAAUCAGAUUGACGUUGCAGGAGCGCAGGCAAUUGCCGAAGCACUCAAAGUGAACGCGACGCUGACUAACCUUUUUCUGGGCGGCAAUCCGUUUGGCGAUGCUGGUGCGCAGGCGGUUGCUGAAGCGCUCAGUGCAAACACCAAGUUGAUUUGUCUCAAUCUUCCCCAGAGUCAGAUUGGCGAAGCUGGAGCGCACGCAAUUGCAUCGGCACUCGAAGUGAACACGACGGUGAUGCUGCUCGGUCUGAAUGAGAAUCAGAUUGGCGACCUUGGAGCACAGGCGAUUGCGGCGGCACUCAAAGUCAACACGACGGUGACUGAAGUCGGCUUGGGCAUGAAUCAGAUUGACGUUGCAGGAGCGCAGGCGAUCGCCGAGGCGCUCAAAGUUAACCAGAUUGUGAUUUCAAUCGGCCUUGAUGAGAAUCAGAUUGGCGAUGCUGGAGCCGAGGCGAUUGCAGAGGCUAUCACAGUGAACAAGACGGUGAAGAAGCUCGGUCUGGGCAAAAACCAGAUUGGUGACGCCGGAGCACAGGCGAUUGCUGUGGCAUUCCAAGUAAACCAGACGGUGACGGCGCUAGGUUUGCACCAAAACAGGAUUGGCGAUGUUGGAGCGCAGGCGAUUGCAGAGGCCCUCAAAGUCAACAAGACGGUAACCGAGCUCGGUUUGUACGAGAAUCAACUUGGCGACGCUGGAGCAGAGGCAAUUGCACAGGCACUCAAAGUGAACACGACGGUCGCCGAGCUCGGUCUGGAUGGGAAUCAGAUUGGCGAUGUUGGAGCACAAGCGAUUGUUGAGGCGCUCAGAGUGAACAAGACAGUGAAGAUGCUCUAUUUGGAGGGCAACCAGAUUGGCGAUGCAAAGGCGCUGGAGAUUGCAAUGGCCCUCAAAACGAACAAGACGCCAGCUGACACGCACAACAGUUUGAGCAAUCCCAACUUCUUGACGCGCGCUGGAACUGCUGCGAGUCACGCGAUUGGCACAUUGAAGGAUUUCAUUGGUGGUCUUUACCCGCAGCGUGUUCCAUCGCCUGACGAGUCGGCGAACGCUGCACCUGCAAUGGAGCAAUUGCCCUAA
This is a messenger RNA of Capsaspora owczarzaki ATCC 30864, 1590 nucleotides long. RefSeq lists its product as hypothetical. Gene Ontology annotation, molecular function: protein binding. The record is from RefSeq and is a predicted model, not a curated record. The transcript is spliced from 19 exons. NCBI's taxonomy places the organism in Eukaryota, Filasterea, Ministeriida, Capsasporidae. The coding region runs from base 1 to 1590 and encodes 529 amino acids.